CCACCAUGCAUUCCAAUUUCAAUCACAAUCCUACUUAGUACUCUUACUACCACAAUGUCUUCUCAAGUAAUUGCCACAGACCAGACAACUCCUGUUCAUGAGUUGCCAAGUAACGCCGAUUACUACAAAAAAGGGGUUAAGUACCUUAUUGAUAUGGAGCCUAACUUGUCCAAACUGCCUUCACAAUAUGUUUUGCCACUACCCAAAAAUCCAUUAUUAGUCAGCCAUGCUUCGAUCCCUGUCAUCGAUCUAAGCGGCCUUAAUGGAUCCGCCGAAUCUAGAAUCACCACUAUUAAGGCCAUCGACACUGCCUGUGCCGAGUGGGGAAUCUUCAGAGCUGUGAAUCAUGGGAUAAAGAUCUCUCUAAUGGAGGAAAUGCUGGAGGCCGUAGUAGGAUUUUUCAAUCUCUCUUCUGAAGAGAAGAUGAAAUAUCCUAUGUAUGGAACAAGCCUGUAUACAUCCUCGAAGCAUGCUCUGUGGAGAGACUACUUGAGGCAUCAUGGGCAUGGCCGUCCUCUUCAUAGUAGCUCUGAUCUCUGGCCUAACAAUCCCUCUAACUACAGGUGCAUAACAAAGGAAUAUCUAGAGGAGGUUUGGCAGAUGCAACUGAAGAUAGCAACUGCACUAUCAGAAGGCUUAGGACUUGACAGUGAUUACAUAGAGAAGACACUUGGAGAAGGUUUUCAGGUCAUUGGUUCUAAUUAUUACCCGCCAUGUCCAGAGCCACACCGAACACUUGGGAUACCAGAACAUUCUGAUCAUGGUGGAAUAACAAUUUUGAUGCAAAAUGAUGUCGAGGGCUUACAAGUUGAACACGAGGGAGAGUGGGUUACUGUUCCACACGUACCAGGGACUUUUGUUGUCAACAUAGGAGACUACAUGGAGAUUCUGAGCAAUGGAAGGUACAAAACAUUGAAGCAUCGGGGAGUGACAAAUGAAGAAAAAACAAGGAUAUCAAUAGCUGUGGGCAAUGGACCUGGACUGACGACCAUAGUUGCACCUGCAAGCCCACUGUUGGACGGAAAGAGUGAGAUCAAAUACGGACAUCUCACAUACAAAGACUACAUGGAACUCCACCAAAACAGCGCCACAAGAGGAAAAUGCCCAUUGCAAUUCCUGGUUGACCUACAAGUCCACAAAUGAAGUUCUUCUAUUUCGUUGCCAAAACUAUAUGAGACCUCCUACAUGUUUCAAUAAAUGUUUUAAUAAAUUUGAAAGGUAUAUCCCAUGCAUGGGCAUAAAUAAAUCUGUCAUCUCUAUUACAUACUACAUCCGUCUCAUUUUAAAUGUUAGCUUCGAAAACUGUCAGUCACAGUUUUUGGAAGUGAACUUUUAAUAUGGGGGUAUGCCCCUCUUAUUCCUGUACCUUGCUUCCUUGGUGAAUAAAUUGUUAGAAUUUAUAUGCCCUAUCAUAACAAA
Molecule: messenger RNA, 1419 nt
Organism: Cornus florida
Lineage: Eukaryota; Viridiplantae; Streptophyta; Magnoliopsida; Cornales; Cornaceae
Product: protein DOWNY MILDEW RESISTANCE 6-like
Exons: 4
Coding region: 55-1143 (362 amino acids)
Source: RefSeq, a predicted model, not a curated record